AGCGACAGCCUCCUUGAACCGCUAGCUAGCUGCACAAGGUGCGGCAGAGACGGGACACCAGCAUCGCGGUUGACGCGGUUAUUAUUGUUGUUAUUUUUUACUCUGCGUUUCACAGCACAAACCAAUAGUAGAUGUAGAUAUUUUGAAUCUGCAAUGUUAGAGUAGUUUAGUAGAUUUCCCACAACGAUAAGCUAAAGAUAAGCAGGGUCACACAACAGCUUCACCCUCAGCUGGAAAAACAGCGAAGCUAACGCUAGAUAGCUAAUGCUUGGAUAGCUAGCGGACUGGACUAGCUCAAACGCUGAUUUGACCGAGCAGGUUUUUAUUAACGCCAGUGUCGCAAUGGCUGAUGUUGACAAGCUCAACAUAGACAGUAUCAUCCAACGUCUUUUAGAAGUCAGAGGAGCAAAACCUGGCAAAAAUGUGCAGCUCCAGGAGAAUGAGAUCCGUGGAUUAUGCCUCAAGUCCAGGGAGAUCUUUCUCAGUCAGCCCAUUCUCCUGGAGCUCGAAGCUCCUCUCAAGAUAUGUGGAGACAUCCAUGGGCAAUACUAUGACCUGCUAAGGCUGUUUGAGUACGGAGGCUUCCCUCCAGAGAGUAACUACCUGUUUCUGGGAGACUAUGUGGACAGGGGGAAGCAGUCUCUGGAAACCAUCUGUCUUCUGCUGGCAUACAAAAUCAAAUACCCUGAGAACUUCUUCCUGCUGAGGGGAAACCACGAGUGUGCUUCAAUCAACAGAAUAUAUGGUUUCUAUGAUGAGUGUAAACGAAGGUACAACAUCAAACUGUGGAAGACGUUCACAGAUUGUUUCAACUGCCUCCCAAUUGCCGCCAUUGUUGAUGAGAAGAUCUUUUGCUGCCACGGAGGACUGUCACCUGACCUUCAGUCCAUGGAGCAGAUCAGACGCAUCAUGCGCCCCACUGAUGUGCCGGACCAGGGUCUGCUGUGUGAUCUGCUGUGGUCUGAUCCAGAUAAGGAUGUGCUGGGCUGGGGAGAGAACGACAGAGGCGUAUCAUUUACCUUUGGCUCAGAGGUGGUGGCCAAAUUCCUACAUAAACAUGAUCUGGAUCUGAUCUGCCGUGCCCAUCAGGUUGUUGAGGAUGGCUAUGAAUUUUUUGCAAAGAGGCAGCUUGUCACUUUGUUCUCCGCUCCUAACUAUUGUGGGGAGUUUGACAACGCUGGCGCCAUGAUGAGUGUGGAUGAGACCCUCAUGUGCUCUUUUCAGAUUUUGAAACCAGCUGAGAAGAAGAAGCCCAACGGCAGCCGUCCUGUGACUCCACCACGUAACAUGGUGACCAAGCAAGCCAAGAAAUGAGGGCCCAAAUGCGGAGUCUCACUCCUCUGUUCUGCUUUCAUCUUUCUGCAUUUGAGGGAUUUGUUCUCCUUCGUGCUGCCAAUGCUGAAAAGAUAUCCACUCCUACACGAUGAAAGCAAAAUAUUUUUGUUGUUUUGUCCACGGGGGUAAAUUGAUAUGUCACCAUGAAAACCUCAGGUGUUUUUGCACUCCAUUUUGCAGCUAGUAUUUGCCACAUAUGACUGUUCAAUCAGGAAAAAUGUAAUAAUAUGGCUAAUUAUGCACAGGAAUGCCUUGUUUGAAGCUGUGCACAAUUUUUCCAGUUUUUUUGUUGUUUUUGUUUUCAUGUCCUAAUCGUGUGUCAUCUUCUCCUCACUGUCUGUACUGAGGAAAUAAUAGUUAUAAAACCUAUGGGAAAAGUCACAAACACCUGUUUACUUCUGUAAAAAAAUUAUCUACAGUUAAUUUGCAGUCGUGUCGUAGAACAUUGACUCCACAAUGCAUCAUUACAUUUUUAAACAAGUAUUGUGCUAAAUUAAAUGAUUAAAAAGCACUCUUGUAAUGUUUAAAUCUUUCUAAUAAACUUUUGAGUGUAUUUUAGGGGGA
Solea senegalensis (Senegalese sole) is the source of this 1899-nucleotide messenger RNA. Its product is annotated as serine/threonine-protein phosphatase PP1-gamma catalytic subunit A. The record is from RefSeq and is a predicted model, not a curated record. Lineage: Eukaryota; Metazoa; Chordata; Actinopteri; Pleuronectiformes; Soleidae. Gene Ontology annotation, cellular component: cytoplasm; nucleus. Gene Ontology annotation, molecular function: protein serine/threonine phosphatase activity. The coding region runs from base 343 to 1314 and encodes 323 amino acids. The transcript is spliced from 7 exons.